GUGGAGCUCAGAGGAGCCACUUCCUUUUAAGCCCGGAGCUUCAAAGAAGUGGUGGUAUCUACGGUACAGCUGUGUUUAGAGAUCUCUCAGCAACUCUGUGUGCCUAGGCACCAAAACCUCUGGACCAGACCUAGUGUUGUAGUGUUUGUUGCUCAAAAUACUGACGGAAAUCCAGUGACCAGUGAAGAAGAGCUGGGACUCUGUGAUCAGCUGUUAUUAUGGAGCUUCAGAAGAUUGGUGCUUUGGUGCUACUGAUCUUCAUCGUCUCUCCUGCAGAGGCAUCAGGACUGUAUGAUCCAAGGUUCUGCUACGCCCUGGAUGUGCUCCUGUUGAUCUACGGUAUCAUAAUCACUGCACUGUUCCUGCGACAGAAACGCCAAAAACCUGCAGAUAAACUGCAGAAAGACCCGACCUAUGCUCCUUUAAGUGGAAAUCAGUCCGUUUACCACGAGUUGGGAAGAGAUGCUGAAGCUGGUCGUGCACGCGGGGGUCGCAGGAAGGGGGAUGAUGACACGUAUACGCCUCUGAGAGAUAAAACCGAGGACACGUACAAAGAGAUCCAAAUGAAGAAAGAACGUCGACCCAACGAUCAGGUUUACCAGGGACUGAGUUCUGCGACUAAGGACACCUACGACUCAUUGCACAUGCAACCUCUGCCUCCUCGUCGCUAAAGCAACAUGUUAACCCUUACAGUGUCAGCUAGCUUUCACAUAACCACAUGGCUUCAACUCUUCACUAUAGACCCUGUUGACUUGGUUGUCUUGAUAACAUUUGCUCUCAAGUGUGUGUGUGUUUGUGUGUGUUUGUGUGUGUGUAAGGAAAACGUUGACAGCUUUCUUCACUUCAGUGUUUUUAGUUGGAACAGCUCAUCUUUUCUUAUAAGUGGAUCGUAUUAAUCAUGACGUCAGAAAUUUUACGUCCGACUCAUUUUCCUGUUUGAAACGAGUGCGUUUAUUCCGGCAGUCACUGAUCUGAUGACAUUUAUCUUCAUCUCCUCUCGUUUUACACAUUUCCUCCUAGUUAUCAGGAUCUAAUCUUUUUGAUCGUUAAUGAAAUCUUAAAGAUGACUAGAUUUCUAGCUUCACACUAUUUGGAGGCUCAGUCAUGACUUUUUUCGGAUCAUUCUGAUGCUAAAAAACUAGCUGAACUGAUGCAAACUACGAAAUCAUGCUAAAAAAAGUGCACACAGUACCUGAUACAUUAGACUUUAGAUGUUAGCUUACAUACAUUAGCUUUCAUUCUCUUGUUCUCUCAUGCUCUUGUGUUCGCUAAAGUGUAGAUUUGUUAAGAAAUCAGUGCCGUAGAAAUGCUAAAAUGUCACUAUGUUUGUUUUUGUUUUUUUUUACCUUGACUUUCUUCCGCCAAUUCUUUGCAGAAGUAUAUUUGUAGAAAGUUUUAUUUUAUUUUAUUUUAUAAUUUAAACAUGUUUCUGUUGACUUUUUCUGCAUCACUGCCACAGAGAAUUCAGCUACUUUUUAUGUCUUGUAUCAUACAAAAAGGCAGUACAUUUAGAUAUUCAAUGAAUCAAAGACAAAAAAAAAAAGAAACUUAUUUCCAGGUUGGGAAGCAAAGUUUUUCCAGAGAGAUGUAAUACUUUUUUUUUUAUAUUAAAUGUACAUAGAAGCAGAAUAAAGUAAGUACAAUAUGAAUUUCUUGCAUAUAUAUGUGUGUGUGUACAAACAGAGACUCGUUAAUAAACACGUAAAGCGUCAGUUUAUUUCUGAA
Molecule: messenger RNA, 1725 nt
Organism: Tachysurus fulvidraco (yellow catfish)
Lineage: Eukaryota; Metazoa; Chordata; Actinopteri; Siluriformes; Bagridae
Gene: cd247
Product: CD247 molecule
Exons: 8
Coding region: 219-671 (150 amino acids)
Biological process (GO): cell surface receptor signaling pathway
Cellular component (GO): membrane
Molecular function (GO): transmembrane signaling receptor activity
Source: RefSeq, a predicted model, not a curated record